This is a messenger RNA of Lutra lutra (Eurasian river otter), 843 nucleotides long. RefSeq names its product ral-GDS-related protein-like. The record is from RefSeq and is a predicted model, not a curated record. The coding region runs from base 55 to 843 and encodes 262 amino acids. NCBI's taxonomy places the organism in Eukaryota, Metazoa, Chordata, Mammalia, Carnivora, Mustelidae. The transcript is spliced from 4 exons.
CAGGAUCAGUGCUGCUCUGAGGCAUCAUCCCUGUCCCUGGACGAGGCCUGCACGAUGCUGGCACUCAGAGAAGGCGCAGUGCAGAAAUGCGGACAUUCCCUGCUGCUAUCCUUCCCGGAGAGAAGCCUCUCAAACCUCACCACAAUGUGCUCCAUCUAUCAGAUGUUCACGUCAGCCCAGCACGUCCUGGAUCAGCAGUUCACUAGCACUCUGUGUCCCAUCUUGGGAACCUGGCCUGAGCAGACACGGCAGGAUAUCGGGGGGUCCCUGCACAGUGCCCAUGUGGAGUUCAAGGGGGCCUAUGUGCACCUCACGUGGCAUGACCGGGACCUGAACACCCAUGCCCCCGUUCUGCUGAGGCAGCACGAACUUCUGAAGCUCACAGAGGCUGAGGCGGAGGCAGCUGAGCCGGCCAAAGAGCCUCCCGUGGAGCGAGAGGCAACCCUGGCUCUGCAUCAGCCACCACCUUCAGGGUCCGAGCCAGCCUGCCCUCCACCGGCCGCUCCAGAACUGGAACAGGGGCUCCUAUGUUAUCAAUGCUCGCUGGGUCCUGAGGCACAGACAGCUGGGCCAUCGGCUUGCCCGGGAGUUUGCACGCCAGCUGUCUCCGGUGCCACUGAGCCCGCUCCAGCCGCAGAGGCGUCCUGCCAACCCAAGAACCGGCUCAAACAGAAGGAGCCUGACCUCCUGGACUUCCCUCCCAGGCUGGUGGCAGAGCAGCUCACCUACAUGGAUGCGGUGAGCAGCUGGGCCCCCAGGGUAGGAGGGCAGGGCCGGCUUUUCUUCUGCUCUCAGCUGCCCUAUACCUGCUGCUUUUCCCUGAUGUGGACUCCUAGGAUAUAG